Molecule: messenger RNA, 2527 nt
Organism: Lycium barbarum (goji berry)
Lineage: Eukaryota; Viridiplantae; Streptophyta; Magnoliopsida; Solanales; Solanaceae
Product: RING-H2 finger protein ATL54-like
Exons: 1
Coding region: 296-1864 (522 amino acids)
Biological process (GO): protein ubiquitination
Molecular function (GO): transferase activity
Source: RefSeq, a predicted model, not a curated record
AUCAUUUUUUAACGCAGCAUAGUACGGCAAAAACAUUUCUUGACUCUCACAAAUCUACCACGUAUCUAAUAAUCUCUUACAAAUUCUUCUCUUCAUCUCCACCAAAAUAGCAAAAAUAAACUAAAAACCUUAACAAACACAGACCCAAAAUUUUCUCAUACUUUAAACUAGCUAGAUGUAGCUUAAUCCAAAAAAAAAAAAAAAAGUUCCUAAAAGGUGUUACAAUAUUUUCUUGAAAAAUUAAGGUACUAAGUUUCCCUCUACUCUGUUUUUUUCUUCUGUUUUUGGUUUCUUGAUGGCUUUAUAUAAUAGGAAGAUGUUAGUUAUAACUACAAAAAAAAUGGCUAUUUGUGUGAAUUGUUUAACAGAAAAAUGUCCUGAUGAAUGUGGGGUGAUGGUUCCUGUUUUGUCACCACCUUCUAAUCCUGUUAGAAGUGAAAGCAAUCAUAUGCCUUAUUAUUUUAUAAUCUUGCUUUGUGUUCUUGGAGCAAUAUUUGUGUUCAUUUGUUAUAUGAUUACUCUUAAGAAGUACAAAAUGAAUACACCAAGAAGUAAUGACAAUUUGGAUAGAAAUAGUGAAGAUUUUGUUGAUGAGAAUAAUGGAUCAGUUGUGGAUAAUCCUAUUUGGUAUAUACAUACAAUUGGACUGCCUAAAUCUGUUAUUGAUUUGAUACCUGAGUUUAAGUAUAAUAAGGUUGAAAAUUUGGUUGAAGGGAUUGAUUGUUCUGUUUGUUUAACUGAAUUUGAAGAAGAUGAGAAGCUUAGGCUAUUGCCUAAAUGUAGCCAUGCUUUUCAUGUUACCUGUAUUGAUACUUGGUUGAGUUCACAUACGAAUUGUCCGUUGUGUCGUGCUCCUAUUGUUUCGGACUUAAAUGCUGCACUAGGAUUGAACAAUAUUGUAAAUGACUCCAUAUCAAUUGAGGUCAAUAAUCCAGUGGAGAACGGAAGUACUCGUGAUGGCUUGGAAAAUCAAGAAUCGGAUGAGGGGGGAAAUCGCGAUGCCUUGUCGAAUGAAGAAGGAAAAAAUGUGGGAAUUUUGGAGAAAAUGAUUUGUGUUGUUGAUGAAAGGGGAAAAGGGUUGCGAGUAUUCAGUGAUUUAGCUGAGCACCGGGUGAAAGUAAAUGAUAAAAUGCAGCCCGAUUGGGGGUCAGUUUCAAUGGAUUCGUUUGUUGUUUCGGUGACUCAACUGAAUUUGGGAAAUGGCGAAGGGUGUUCGAAUUCGGGUGAUCAACCGGUUGAAGGGAAGACGGAAAGUUCUGAUACAGGUGCGAAGAGAAGAAACUCGAGCUUAUAUGAAGCGAUGAAGAGUUCUUCGUUUGGACGUUCUUUGCAAAAAGUGCCGAUUUGUGUGAAGAGGUCCUUUUCUUCUACUAGUGGGAAGUGUUCGAUAUCGACAAGUGACAAAGAGGUGAAGAAGCCAAAUGAAGAAGGAAAAAUUGCAGGAAUUUUGGAGAAAAUGAAUCGUGCUGUUGAUGAAAGGGGAAAAGGGUUGCGAGUAUUUAGUGAUUUAGCUGAGCACCGUGUGAAAGUAAACAAUAAAAUGCAGCCCGAUCGGAGGUCAGUUUCAAUGGAUUCAUUUGUUGUUUCGCUGACUCAAUUUAAUCCUGGAAAUGGCGAAGGGUGUUCGAAUUCGGGUGAUCAACCAGUUGAAGGGAAGUUUGAAAAUUCAGAUACAGCUGCGAAACAAGGGAAUAGAAACUCGAGCUUAUAUGAAGCGAUGAAGAGUUCUUCCUUCGGUCGUUCUCUGCAAAAAGUGCCUAUUUGUAUGAAAAGGUCCUUUUCUUCUACUAGUGGGAAGUGUUGUUCGAUAUCCACAAAUGAUAAAGAGAAAGAGGUUAAGAACCAAGACAAUCAAUGUAAGUGAAGCUUAAAGACUUUUGCUUUCUUGAAUUUUAGUAGGGGUUCGAGUUUUUGCAUUCGGAAGCCAAUCAUAAACAUAUUGACAAAUAGUGUCUGUAUAAUAAGAACUGAUGAACAGCUGAAUUAAGCUGAUUCACAAUCUUCCAAGGAUAUGUCAGUGAAAGAUGGUGUUUUGCUAUGUAUUAGACUACAAACAACCCCAACCCCCACCCACCCCCCCGGGCCCCCGCCUGCCCAAAAAAAAAAAGAGCAACACCGGAAAAGGAGAAUUAUAAAUAGUAAGUUUAUAUGAAUUUGAUUUUACCAUUCUAUAAUUUGUGUUGAUGAAAGACACAAGUUUUUAGGUGUUCUUAAAGAGAAUCUGAAUGAUAAGGAGUGCUGCCAAAGUAAGUGCGAUUUAGUUCAGCUAUCCAUGUCCUUGACAUCUGGAAAAUGUGUAUAUUGUUCGCACCAAACGAGUUUUUUAGCUCUUUACACAUUUCUGUAUUCAUCACUUCGUCACAUGUUCAAAGCGAUGAGCGAUUUCAAGAAACUGAUGCAAGUGAAAUGACUUGGUCUGUGUGAACAUUCCGACACAAUUCAUUAGCUGAAAGUCUGAAACAGCUUUGAUCAGUAACAAUAUUUUCAAAACAAUUCAAAAGUUACCUUCUAUUGUUUUGCUUGAUGC